Messenger RNA from Dentiscutata heterogama, 251 nucleotides. The record is from the annotation of a GenBank genome assembly. Lineage: Eukaryota; Fungi; Glomeromycota; Glomeromycetes; Diversisporales; Gigasporaceae.
AAAAUGAGCGACAUAAUUCACUUGAUAAUCUAGAAGAUUUAACGCCAGAAGGAAUAAUAGAAGAUAGUUCGGAGAAAUGCCUAAGAAAUUUAUAUGCAGAUAAUGAACGGUACGAUUAUGUUAUUUCAAGUCUCCCCGAUCACAAAUUUACCCAAGUUCCAAACGAUAAUUCUACAACAAAUUCAAGCAAUUCAAAUAAUUCAAAUGAAACUAAGCAACUUGAACUUGGACCUUUAUUUCACGAUCAUUAA